Messenger RNA from Phoenix dactylifera (date palm), 744 nucleotides. Lineage: Eukaryota; Viridiplantae; Streptophyta; Magnoliopsida; Arecales; Arecaceae. The record is from RefSeq and is a predicted model, not a curated record.
GAUAGAUUCUGCACCAGAAAACACCGCGGCCGUCACAACGGCGUCAGUGGGGCGGCCGCGGGCCCGCGGCCACGCACCUAAUCUCUCAAUUCUCAUCUAUUUAAGCGGAUCCCGCUCAUACCCUCCGAGAAAAGCGGACCGGAUUGCGGGUUCGUUACCUUCCAGUUUAUAUCCGGGCGGCGCCGGGGAUGGCAGCGGCGGACGUGGAGGAGCUCCGGCGGAGGAACUCGGAGCUGGAGAGGGAGGCGGCGGAGGCGCGGGAGAGGGAGGUGGAGGCGCGGAGGGAGCUGGAGCGGACGCGGGAGAGGCUGAGGGCGGUGGAGGAGGCGGAGGAGCGUCUGAGUGUAGAGAUCGGCGAGCUGGAGGCGGAGGCGGUGGUGCAGGCCCGGGAUUACCUCCUCCGCAUCAAGGCACUCUCCGACCAGCUCACUACAGCCCACGACAUCCUCACCUCCGCCGGCUUCCACCACAAUCUCGUCGCCCUCAACAGAUCAAAUUAGAAACCAGAGUUAGCUGCUGCUGCUACUUAAGCUGGAGCUUGAAGCCAAGUCGGCUUGCAUUCUUGCGCUCUGUUCUCUUCUUCUUCUUGUUGUUUUACUUUGCUUGGAUCAUGUACAUGCAGUAGGAGCCGUUGGUGACGGUGAGUGUGGAGACACUUACCGUGUGUGUAAUUUAGUUCUGUUGAUGCUAAUUAAGUUGCAAUAUAUUUAUCCUUCUAGCGACGGCGAUUCUUGGCUGUCAUUA